AUGAUCUUCACUCGCUGGGCCUUGGCCGCCUUGGCCUUUGUUGGCAGCGCAGCUGCGACUCUCACUGCGACCGAGACGACCACGACGAUCACACUUCAGAAUGAACGUAUGAAGUUUGUGCUCACCAAGUCGACCGGUUACAUGACGACUGUGACCCUCGACAGCGUCAACCUCCUCGGUACCAGCGUGUCGAGCUCCACUGCCGUUGGACCCUACGUCGACGCCAUGUUCACCCCGGACCAGACGCUCCUCACCCUCGGCAGCGCGGCGAACCACACGAUGAUCACCGGCACCGACUCGCAGGGCGUCAAGUGGGGCGGCAUGGUCCUGUCGCUGCCCAAUGCAGAUGGCGUCAGCGGCGCCACCCUCCAGCAGUACUGGUUCUUGCGCGAGGGCGAGACCAGCCUGCACGGUUUCAGCCGCAUUGCCUACAGCGGCUCCGUCUCCAACCUUGCGACUCUUACCCAGAUCCGUACGCUGUUCCGCCCUCACGGCACCUUCUGGACGCACAUGAGCGCCUCGGAGGACUUUUACGCCCCCGAGCCCACACCCGACCCCGCCGUUGCUGCCGCGGACCUCGGUACCGCCACUUUGGUGCAGGACACCACUUGGUACCUCGGUGCUCGUAGUGCCGACCCAUGGGUGACCCAGGUGUCCGACUACUUUACCAAGUACUCGAUGACCGACACGUACCGUGACCACGACGUCCACGGCCUGUACGCCGACGGCACCCAGACUCCGAGCAACGUCACCCUCGGCGCGUGGAUGAUCUACAACACCAAAGACACGUUCUACGGCGGCCCUACUUACUCUGACCUUACUGUCGACGGCCUUCUCUACAACAUCAUGAUGUCCAACCACCACGGCAACACGUGCCCCAACAUCACCUCGGGCUUUGACCGCACUUGGGGUCCCAGCAUCUACUACUUCAACAAGGGCGCCGCGGGCCAGUCGGUCAGCACCGGUCUGAACGCUCUCCGCAAGGACGCUGCCCAGUACGCCACCACCACCUACAACGCCCAGUUCUACGACGACAUCGCUUCGUAUGUCAGCGGUUACGUGCCCACGUCGGGCCGUGGCAACUGGAGCACGACCAUCAAGCUUCCGACCGGUGCCUCGAACACCAUCGCCAUUCUCUCGGCCCCCGGAUACGACUUCCAGGACAACGCAUACGACACCAAGGCAUACCAGUACUGGGCCAACGUGUCUUCCACUGGAGCUGUCGAGAUUGACCGUGUCAAGGCCGGCACGUACCGUCUCACCUGCUACGCGUCGGGCAUUUUCGGCGACUUUGUUUACGCCAAGAACAUCACCAUCACUGCUGGCAAGAAGACCACUACGCCUACCAUCACCUGGACGGCCGAGUCUGCGGGAACCGAGCUGUGGCGCAUUGGUACCCCGGACAAGUCUGCCGGCGAGUUCAAGCACGGUUACGCCCGUGACACCACCCGCUCGGACAACAUUCCCGAGUACCGCCUGUACUGGGGCGCCCACGACUUUGUCAGUGACUUCCCCAACGGUGUCAGCUACACCAUCGGCACCAGCACCCCGGCCAACGACUUCAACUAUGUUCACUGGAGUGUCUUUGGCGGCAGCUACACUCGCCCUUCGCUCGUGUCGACCACGGCGGUCAGCAACUGGACCGUCAACUUUGACCUCACUGCCGCCCAGAUCCAGUCGAUGACCACCGCCACCCUGACCAUCCAGUUUGCGGCCGUCAGCGGCGAGUCUGGAAACGAGGACGUCGGUACCCGCAAGUACUCGAGCCUGCCGUACAACGUCGCCAUCAACGGCUACCAGCUUGACACGUUCAAGGCCCCUUACUGGCACUCGUCGUCGUGCGCCAUCCGCAGCGGCAUCAUCUGCUUUGGCGUGCGCAACAAGUGGACCUUCCCCGUGUCCAAGCUCAGCUCGUCCGCUACCAACAAGCUUGUCCUCAGCAUGCCCAACAACCCCACCGAGGGCGGCGUCACCAUCUCGAGUCUGUCGGUCAUGUACGACGCCCUCCGUCUCGAGGUCGCCUAA
This is a messenger RNA of Apiotrichum porosum, 2025 nucleotides long. RefSeq lists its product as uncharacterized. NCBI's taxonomy places the organism in Eukaryota, Fungi, Basidiomycota, Tremellomycetes, Trichosporonales, Trichosporonaceae. Gene Ontology annotation, biological process: carbohydrate metabolic process. Gene Ontology annotation, molecular function: catalytic activity; carbohydrate binding. The coding region runs from base 1 to 2025 and encodes 674 amino acids. The transcript is spliced from 3 exons. The record is from RefSeq and is a predicted model, not a curated record.